Auxenochlorella protothecoides is the source of this 2466-nucleotide messenger RNA. Its product is annotated as putative serine/threonine-protein kinase. Gene Ontology annotation, biological process: protein phosphorylation. Bases 1 to 2466 code for a protein of 821 amino acids. The record is from RefSeq and is a predicted model, not a curated record. Gene Ontology annotation, molecular function: ATP binding; protein kinase activity. Lineage: Eukaryota; Viridiplantae; Chlorophyta; Trebouxiophyceae; Chlorellales; Chlorellaceae. The transcript has 11 exons.
AUGGGCGUCCCGCAGGGCCGACAGGGACUCACCGCGCUGCUGGUGACCCUCCACCUGUUUCACCACCUCCCGGUCUGCGCCGUGGCCCAGGAGAGCCCCAACGGGGCCCAGCCCGAGGAUGGCCCGGCGUGCACUCCGGGCUCCCCCUGGGCCACGCUGCUCGCUGCUGCGGAGGUUCACAACAUCACGGUGUGGAGAAUGGCGCUGCAGGGCGUGGGCCUGAACACGCUGCUGGAGCGCGAGGAUCUGGCGGUCACCCUCUACGUCCCCCUGGACGAGUCGCUCCUCAGCUGCAGCAAUGCGAUCGAGUGUGGGCAGGAGGACACAUACUGGCGCGGCAGCCUGACCUCCCCCGAGUACGUCGGCCUGCUGCUGCUGCACUGGACGCUGCGGGCGCAGCCCAACGCGACGGAGGACGGGCGGGAGGUGUGGGACACGGCCCUCGGCCUCGCCCAGGCCGAGCGCGGGGAGUGGGUGCUGGAGACCGCGCUGAACGGCAGCGAGCCCACCGUCACGCUCCCGGCCUCGGUGGACGUGGGCGGGGAGCAGGCGAUGCCGGUGCUGGAAACCUUUGAGAGCUGCUCCGGCGCGCGCAUCCGCAUUAUCCCGGGCCCCAUGGUGCCGGACAAGACCCCCAUCACCAACCUGAACGACCUGCUGCCCCUCAAGAACCUGUGCUGGUCCAACAUCUGGUCGGCGAUGUACCACACCCCGGGGGAGCUGUCGCUGACCGAUCCGGGGGGCGCCUACCUGCUAUACUUCCUCUUCCAGGCCUUCUACUCCGGCACCUGGCCCAGCCUGCCCAGCAAGUUCUUCUACUCCAGUGCCAUGUCCAACAUCACCUUCCUCAUCCCGGGGCCGGACGGCAUGGGCAAGCUGACCUCCCAGUUCGGGGAGAUUGCGGCAGACGAGCCCCGCAAGGUGUACACCCUUGCCGGCUCCUACACGCUGCCAGGCGGUUACUGCCCGGAGGGUUUGGUGGAGGCCGGCCGUGUGAACACCCAGGCGGGCAUGCUGCUGGGCGAGGACCUCUCCCUAGACUUUGAGCCGGGCCCCGGCGGCGACCAGGUGCUGAUCAGCAUCCCGGCCAGGCCAGACCUGCCCCCCGUCGCCGGCACCUUCCUCACCACCGCCUGCUUCAGCACCGUCAUCCUGCUGAACGACACGCUGCGCAUGUGGGAAAGCGCGGCAGACAUCCCCCCCAGCCCCACCCUGGACCCUGUGCCGGCGGUGGACCAGGCCGCCCUGUUCAACGUCGGGCCCGGCUGCGGCGGCGGGGCCCCCACGGUCGCCGUCCUGAGCUCCCACCGAGGCGAGCCGGAGGGGACGCUGGUGGAGCAGAGCGUGCAAAUGCCGGCGGACGACUCUUCCUCCGGCGGCUCCUCGCUCAGCGCGGGCGCCAUCGCCGGCAUCGUGAUCGGCAGCGUGGCGGGCGCGGCCGCCCUCGCGCUCCUUGCUGUCUUCCUGAUCCGACGCCGCGGACGGGGGAGGGCGCCCGCCGCGCGUGAUGAGGCAUGGGGCGAUGCCGCUUCUGCAAAGGGCGGCCUGACCGACCACAGCGAUGCCUUGACCUCCUGCGACAAGCAGUCGCUGUCCAGCUCGGGGACGCUGCUGAGCACCCCCUCUGGGGCCUCCGCCUUCAGCCUGGGUUUGCUGCCGGCGUCCAGCCUAACGUUCGACCGCGCCUCCGGGGAGCUGGUGACCCUGGGGGAGGGACGAUUUGGCAAGGUGUAUGCUGGGCGGACCGCGCAACACGAGCAGGUGGCCAUCAAGUGCGUUGAGGCUCUGAAGGGCGGCUCAGACCUCCAGAUGAGCCUGGUAGGUUUUACCCGGCUGGAGGAGGAGGUGGCGGUGCUGCGGCGCUGCCGCUCGCGCUUCAUCGUCAACUUCAUCGGCGUGGUCAGCGACCCACCCCGGGGUCAGAUCAUGGUCGUCACUGAGCGCAUGAUGGGUGGGGACCUCUGGCACGCUCUGCGUCGCGGCGAGGUGGCCUGGGCGGAGCGCGGCUGGCGCCUGGCCAUGGACAUCGCCUCGGGCCUGGCAUACCUCUCCACCCGCCGCAUCGUGCACAACGACCUGAAGAGCUCCAACAUCCUGCUGGACUGGGAGGGGCGGGCCAAGAUCAGCGAUGUCGGCCUGGCCCGCAUCAUCCCCGACUCCCGGUCCUACCUGCCCUCUAGAUCUGCGGAGGGAGGCUCCUUCCAGUGGUGUGCGCCGGAGGCCAUCCUGGGCGAGCCCAGCACGGUCCAGUCAGACAUGUACAGCUACGGCGUCGUGCUGUGGGAGCUGAUCACGGGGGAGGUGCCUGUCAGGGGACACACCCGCGAAGUCAGGACCCCAGAGGAGUGCCCUGCUGAGGUUGCAGCAUUCAUGGAGCAGUGCCGGGAGAGGAAGCCAUCGGAUCGGCCUCUCGCCCAGGAAGCAGUGGCCCUCCUCCGCCGCCUCUACUGCCCGGAUCAGGAGUGA